This is a messenger RNA of Cuscuta campestris, 2033 nucleotides long. Lineage: Eukaryota; Viridiplantae; Streptophyta; Magnoliopsida; Solanales; Convolvulaceae. The record is from the annotation of a GenBank genome assembly.
GUACAAAUUUUUUAAAAAUACCGAACCGUCACGUAAGGUGUUCACCCGUAUAAAUUUGCAGAGGAGAAUAUUUAUUGGAAAAAGAAAAAAAAAGCUACUCCUUAUAAUGCAACGGGAGUUCAAUCAAACACUUCGGGUAAAAAUUUGGGUCAAACAAGAGGGAGUUGAAUCAAGUUGCUCCCAUGGCAGUGCUUCUCGGAAGCUCUUCUUCACCUUCAUCUCUUCGGUCUCCAUUGAUCAGCAACAUCAAAGCGCCAAGGCGAAUUUCUACUGCGGCUUCUCAGGUGAAGCUGUGUGAAUCUUCCUAUAACAGAGACUUUGAGGCUAGAUUGUGUAAUCCUCCGAGUAAAAAGAGUUUUGAUUGGGUCGACACUACGAGUUGCUAUAGGUUUUGCUAUUAUGCCCAUAAUCGUGGGCAUAGAUUAUAUCUUCGACCAGUUUGGAGAUUUUGUAAAACAUUCACCCUAGAAUAUAAUAACUUCUUAAUGAAAAAUAGUUGCAUUCUUGACCCAAGGAAGUUCACAAACAAUCGCCGGAGAUUUGCAAGAGAUUCUGAAAAAUUUAGUGUGGUUUCUAAGCUGUUUGCACGGGUUGCUGUUGGGGUCUUGGCAGUAAUGGCAGCCAGUACUACUGUUAACAACACUCUUACUUUGGCUCUUAGUGAAGAAAAUCAGCUCUUCUUAGAGGCAUGGAAAACAAUUGACCGUGCAUAUGUUGACAAAACCUUCAAUGGGCAGAAUUGGUUUAGAUAUCGGGAAAAUGCUCUUCAAAAUGAACCAAUGAACAAUCGAGAAGAGACAUAUGCAGCAAUACGGAAGAUGGUCUCCACUUUGGAUGACCCUUUCACCCGGUUUCUGGAGCCUGAAAAGUUCAACAGUUUGAAGUCAGGAACUCAAAGUGCACUGACAGGAGUAGGGAUUUCAAUUGGCUAUCCCACUGGAAGAAAUGAUGCAACCCCCGGACUAGUGGUUAUCUCAGCAUCCCCAGGAGGUCCUGCAAACAGGGCUGACAUUUCAUCUGGGGAUGUUAUCCUUGCGAUUGAUGAUAUUAGUACAGAAAGCAUGAGCAUAUAUGAUGCUGGAGAGCGCUUGCGGGGACCUGAAGGAAGUGAGGUUGAACUAACGGUACAACAUGGUUCUGAAACCAGAAACCUAUCUUUAAUCCGAGAGAAAGUUACACUGAACCCUGUGAAAUCAAGCGUCUGCAAGGUAUCUAGUUCUAGAGAGAAUGCUUUGCAGAUUGGAUAUAUCAAACUAAGCACAUUCAACCAAAAUGCAUCAGGUGCUAUGCGGGAAGCAAUUGAAACAUUACGGAAAAACAACGUGAAGGCUUUUGUCCUAGACCUUCGAGAUAAUAGUGGCGGGUUAUUCCCUGAAGGAGUUGAGAUCGCCAAGAUCUGGUUGGACAAGGGUGUGAUUGUCUAUAUUUGUGAUAGCCGUGGUGUUCGAGAUAUUUACGACACGGAUGGAAGCAAUGCAAUAGCAGCUUCAGAACCCCUUGCCGUGCUGGUGAACAAAGGAACUGCAAGUGCAAGUGAGAUUUUGGCUGGGGCAUUGAAGGACAAUAAACGGGCAGUUCUGCUAGGGGAACCGACUUUCGGCAAGGGCAAGAUACAGUCUGUCUUUAAACUAUCUGAUGGCUCUGGUUUGGCUGUCACGGUUGCACGUUAUGAAACACCCGCCCAUAACGACAUCAACAAGGUUGGUGUGCUCCCAGACCAUCCUUUACCUGCAUCAUUCCCCAAGGACGACGAGAGCCUAUGCGGCUGCCUCCAGAAUCCCGCCUCUGCCUGUCACCUUGGUAUGGCUGAGUUGUUUUCAAGGUAACCAUAAAAUUGAGAUACAUAUUCUUUAAGAAUUUAUAUACUCUUUAGAAAAAAAGGAAGAAAUCCAUUGAUUUCUUCCUUUUUUCCGAAUUGACAAAGCUAGUGUGUUCCUGAUAUUCAUGUAGUAAAGUAAAUUGAAACUGAGAGGUUCCUCCCAGUUGUGCUUCGUCUUAUUCUUUCAAGUUUGUACUAAAAUUCUUUUGAAUGU